This is a messenger RNA of Pollicipes pollicipes, 4537 nucleotides long. RefSeq names its product CAP-Gly domain-containing linker protein 1. NCBI's taxonomy places the organism in Eukaryota, Metazoa, Arthropoda, Thecostraca, Pollicipedomorpha, Pollicipedidae. The coding region runs from base 1 to 2724 and encodes 907 amino acids. The transcript has 5 exons. The record is from RefSeq and is a predicted model, not a curated record.
AUGGCGCAAGAGUUGGGGGACAGAGUCUGGGUAAGCGGAACAAAACCUGGUCAGAUUAUGUAUAUUGGGGAGACCCAGUUUGCCCCAGGUGAGUGGGCUGGUGUUGUUCUGGACACCCCUGAUGGCAAGAACAAUGGCUCAGUGGCAGGUGUCCGUUACUUCAUGUGUGAGCAGAACAGGGGUAUUUUCUCCAGACUGACCAAGCUGAGCAGGACACCCCUGGGCAGCACUGGAGCUGAAGCAGAUGCCGUGGCAGAUGGACGCUCUGUCCCUAGCUCCAGAAGGUCCUCAAUUGCCAUGGGAACACGAGCCACCAAUGCAUCAAUGGUCACAAGCCCCAUGGAUUCAUCAAUGAUCUCCUCACCUGGUGAGGACCUGGAGCUGGGUGAUAAGGUGAUUGUCUCCAGCAGCUCUGGCUCCAAGACGGGCCUACUACGCUACCUGGGCAAGACCGAAUUCGCCGAGGGGCAGUGGGCGGGCGUGGAGCUGGAGACGCCCUCGGGCAAGAACGACGGCACCGUGGCCGGCAAGCGCUACUUCUCGUGCCGGCCCAACUACGGCCUGUUCGCGCCUGCCCACAAGAUCUCCCGGCCGGCGCGGCGCAGCUCGCAGAAGAUGGGCGUGCACGCGCUGCGCCGUUCCACGUCGCGAGAAGUCGCUGCAGCGCACGCGCAGCUGCAGAACACGCUGAGGGACGAGCGCCACCGCGCGGAGGAGCUGCAGUUCUCCGCUGAGGAGGCGGCCAUCGUGCGCGCCGAGCUCGAGCGCGAGCGCGCCGACGAGGUGCGCACGCUGGCCAAGGAGCGCGACGAGGUGCGCCUUGAGGCGGCGCGCGCCGCCGCCGACAUCAACGAGAACAUGCAGCGCAUCAUGCUGCUGGAGGGAGAGGCGUCGCGCGUGCGGCACGAGGCGGACGACGAGCUGGCCAGCCUGCGGGCGCAGCUGAAGAAGCGCGCCGACGAGCAGCGUGCGCUGGCGGGCGACGACCUGGAGCGUCAGCUGCGCGAGGCGACAGGUCGGCAGCAGGCGGCCGAGAGACGCGCCGAUCAGCUGCAGACGCAGCUGGACACGUGGCGCCGUGACGGCGAGCUGCUCAAGGAGCGCGUCACGGCACUGAAGGACUUCGCCGACGGCAAGGCGGCGGAGGCAGACUCGCUGGCGGCGGAGAACAAGGCGCUGCUGCAGCGCGUGGAGGAGAGCGCCGCGGCCGGCUCGAGGGACGCCGAGCAGUGGGAGAGAAAGCGGGCCGCGGCGACGACUCGGUUGGCCGCGUCCGCCGAGGCGUGCGAGCGAAGUCGGAAGGCGGAGGCGACGCUGCGGCAGGAGGCGGCCGACAGACAGCUGACGCUGUCAGACCGCGAGCGGCAGCUGGCGGAGCUGGAGGCAGAGCUGGCGGCGCUGCGGGCCGACAAGGAGCGGCUGGCACAGCAGGUGACGGCCAGCGGGGACGCGCAGCGAGAGGCGGACGGCCGUCGGGCGGAGCUGGAGCGGCUGAGAGCUGAGCUCGACGAGAAGAGCGCCGCCGUCGCCGCGCUGACGGACGGCCGCGCCGAGGUCGACGCAAAGCUGGCCGAGACUGAGCGCCGGCUGGAGGAGCGGCGCGCCGAGGCGGGGCGAGUCGCUGACCAGCUGCGACAGCUGCAGCGCAGCUCCGCAGCUGCCGGCGACGAGCGGCGCGCCGAGGCCAGCUGCCAGCAGGAGGAGCUGCAACGGCUUCGACAAGAGGUAGAGCUACUGAAGCAGGAGCGUGACUCCAGAGAGGAGGAUGCUGCUGUGGUCCGACAGGAGCAGGGUAAGGAACUGGAGAGGCUCAAGAAGGAACUGUCGUCCAAAGAAGGAGACAGCGCCGCGGCUCGGCAGGAACAGCAGGAGGAACUGGAGAAGCUGAAGCUGGAGCUGGAGUCCGUAAUGCAAGACGCUACUGCGAUUCAACAGCAGCAGAAACGGAAGCUGGAGCGGCUGACGGAGGAAUUGGCUUCCAAGGAGGCAGACGGCGCUGCGUCGAGGCAAAAGUUGGAGAAGGAGCUGGAGCGACUUGAACAGGAGUUGGCCUCCAAGAAACAGGACUCUGCUGCAGUCGGGCAGGAGCAAAAGCAGGAACUGGAACGUCUCAAGCAGAAACUGAACUCAACGGAACGAGAAAACGCAGCAUUUCGGCGGGAGCAGGAAGCCAAACUGGAGCAGCUGCACGAGGAGCUCGACUCCAGGGACCGGGACGUGGUGGCGGUCCGUCUGGAGCAGCGGGAGGAGCUCGAGCGACAGCAGCAGGAGCUAGACGACGCCCGGCGCGAAGCCGAGACCAGUCGGCGCCUGCUGCUGGAGGUGCAGCAGCGCGCGCGGCCGGCGCCGGCCGUGCCGCUCACCAACGGCGCCGCCGAUGCGGCCGGCCACGUCGACUUCCUGAACUCGGUCAUCGCCGACCUGCAGGGCAGGAACGACGAGCUGACGCGCCAGGUGCGCCUGCUGGCGGUGGGCGACGAGGACGAGGAGGAGGAGGCGGCGUCGCCGGCGGCGCCCGCGCGGCCGCCGCCGCGGCUGUGGUGCGACAUCUGCGAGGAGUUCGACCGCCACGACACGGACGAGUGCCCAACGCAGGCGAGCACGCCCGAGGAGCCGCCGCCGAGCCGGCACGGCGGCGCGCGCGGCGUGCGCCGCCAGUUCUGCAUGGCCUGCGAGAUGUUCGGCCACACGGCCGACCAGUGCGACGCCGGCGAGACGUUCUAAGCCGCCGGUCCCGACAGGUGGCGCCAUCUGUUGUAGGACGUGGGCUGGAGCUCCGCUCCUGAGGUGUGUUUGGGUGGGCCGGAAUAGCUGAUUCGGAGGCCUACGUGGGUUGGACGGCCGGAUGCCGCUGUCAUGUUGUCACUGGGCGUAUGGCGGAAAGAGAUACAACUAACUACACUCGUUGGUUCCACGCGGUGGCGCGCCGUGGCCUGGUGCAUUCGUAUGCAAACUCGCGAAGCCGUGAAUUGCCCUUGAAUAUGGAUAGAUGACCUGCGCGUUGUCCUCGCCUCGUUAACAUGUUUGGAGCCGUCCCGCCGCAUGUCCGCGGUCACUGUUGUACGGAGCGGCCGGCCUUUUGAGGUGGCCUUAGCGGUACUCCGUGGAUUGUUCUCACAGUUUAUCGGAAGUGGUUCGUUGCACAGCGUGGGUUAGCGUUAUAUGAGACGUUUAUCUGUGUAGACUCUAAGUGCUAGUAGCAGCCCAGAUUAACUUAUCAACGUUAUUAAUCGCCUGAACUGGGGCGGCCUUUCAACGGACGCGCAUUGCCUCUGAUGCGGUUUGGUAGCAUCCGAAAUGUGUUGGAUGCGGUAACUCUCGUGCUUGUACAAACAGCCAGGAAGGUCGGGGAGACGCAGCCAUGCGACCGGUCUGUCCUCUUGCCCAGGUCACACGAGGUCACACGGCGAGGACGAUGUUAACUGUCUGUGAUUUAAACUUCCACAAACCGCAUUGUGUUGAAAGCGGGUUGAGCAUUUCUCCGAAGGUUUGCAUGCUGGGCUCCGUUGCAAUGGUUCGCUGGGGGUGUCGGAUACUCCGUUGUGUGCUGGGACUGGCUGUCGCUCUUCCUGUGUGUUCGUCUGCUUGUUUGUUUCUCCUGUCCACAGCCCCCACCGCCUGGUUCUCGCCCCGGUCGUGUUUUUGUCUUUCGCUGUCUAUAUCCAUCCCUUUCAACUCUAUAAACAGUUUCCUCUAUCCGCGACAGCUUUCAACUCCAUAUCCGGUCUCCUCUAUCCGUGACAGCGGUCAACUCCAUCCCUUUCAACUCCAUAUCCGGUCUCCUCUAUCCGCGACAGCGCUCAACUUCAUCCUUUCAACUCCAUACGCGGUUUUCUCUACCGGCGACAGCGUUCUCAUCCAAACGCGUUAUCAAAACUGACUGGGAGAACAUAGACUCGGGUGCCCCAGACUGGCGCGGCGGUGUGGAAGCAAUGUUGACUGGCGUAGCGACCGCUGAUUCUAUGUUGCGUUACCGUUACACUAACCACCGAGCGUGUGCUCUGCACGGCGACGCGGCUGGCCGGCGGCGAGCCCGCCACCUGUUGCGCGGGAUGUGCGCUCUGCAGAGCCGUGGGCAGCGGCGGAUCCCGAUCGGACUUGGUCCGCAUCCCACGCGGACUGUCGCCUCUGCUCGGACCUGGUGUGCGCGUGGACGCCCGCGGCUUGUGCGCAGAGGCGUGACGAACGGGCCGCUGUCGCGCCGUUGCACUCGGGCCGUUGCACUCGGGCGCGCUAUCACAGCUUUUCGCCGAGCUGUGGUGGGCCGAGGGCGGCGCCGGCGACUCGCCCAGGCUUGCUGGUGUUAGCUCGCAACUUUUCACCGCCUGAUGAUGUCACUGGUCCGGGUCGUGCGCGCGCGCUGCCGUCCGUCUGCUCGCGGCCCCGUGCUGGGCAGCCGAGGAGCCCAGCUACACUGCCGAGUGCCUGUUAGCUAGCGUCGCACCCGCGGCAUGGCGCGUUGUUUUACGUCACCUCGACCGAAGCCGGGCGGUAUUUUUGGUUGUAGCCUCAUAUGAUGACAAUACACGAUGCGUUG